Messenger RNA from Phodopus roborovskii (desert hamster), 2191 nucleotides. RefSeq names its product DEAF1 transcription factor (gene Deaf1). The transcript has 12 exons. The record is from RefSeq and is a predicted model, not a curated record. The coding region runs from base 154 to 1869 and encodes 571 amino acids. Lineage: Eukaryota; Metazoa; Chordata; Mammalia; Rodentia; Cricetidae. Gene Ontology annotation, biological process: regulation of transcription by RNA polymerase II. Gene Ontology annotation, cellular component: nucleus. Gene Ontology annotation, molecular function: DNA binding; DNA-binding transcription factor activity, RNA polymerase II-specific.
GCGUCAGCCUGCCUCUUCGGUCGCUGCUCGGGCGGUGGCUUCGGGCGGCCUCGGCCCAACUCGGGCGGCCUCUUCGGGCCCUGCUUCGGGCUCGGCGCUUGGCGCUUCGGGCGGUCCCGGACGGCGCCUUCGGGCGGACUCGGUGGAGUCCGUAUGGAGGACUCGGACUCGGCGGCAAAACAGCUGGGCCUGGCCGAGGCGGCAGCGGUGGCGGCCGCGGCCGCUGUGGCGGCGGCGGCCGCGGCCGCAGCAGAAAGCGAGGCGGAGGAGCCGGUGUUAAGCAGAGACGAGGACUCGGAAGAGGACGCGGACUCCGAGGCGGAGCGCGAGACGCGGCGGGUCACGGCUGUGGCGGUGAUGGCGGCCGAAUCUGGGCACAUGGAUAUGGGUACCGAGGCUCUGCCCAGCCCCGAUGAAGCUGCCGCCGCCGCCGCCUUCGCAGAAGUGACCACGGUCACUGUGGCGAAUGUGGGGUCCUCUGCAGAUAACGUCUUCACAACAUCAGUGGCAAAUGCGGCAUCAAUAUCAGGACAUGUCCUGUCUGGAAGGACAGCCCUGCAGAUCGGGGACAGCCUGAACACUGAGAAAGCCACGCUAAUAGUUGUACACACAGAUGGGAGCAUUGUGGAGACCACUGGGCUGAAGGGCCCAACAGCACCUCUCACCCCAGGUCCUCAGUCUCCUCCUACCCCACUAGCACCUGGCCAGGAGAAAGGUGGCACCAAGUACAACUGGGACCCUUCAGUGUAUGACAGUGAGUUACCAGUACGCUGUCGGAACAUCAGUGGCACGCUCUACAAGAGCAGGCUUGGCUCAGGUGGGCGGGGUCGGUGUAUCAAGCAGGGAGAAAACUGGUACAGCCCAACUGAGUUUGAAGCCAUGGCAGGAAGAGCCAGCAGCAAGGAUUGGAAGAGAAGCAUCCGCUAUGCAGGCAGACCCCUGCAGUGCCUCAUCCAGGAUGGUAUUUUGAACCCCCAUGCUGCCUCCUGUACCUGUGCUGCCUGUUGUGAUGACAUGACUCUACUUUACUUUUCUCCCCAGAGUGGCCCAGUCAGGCUCUUCGUCCCUUACAAAAGGCGUAAGAAAGAAAAUGAGCUGCCCACAACUCCUGUCAAGAAGGAUUCCCCCAAGAAUAUCACGCUGCUUCCUGCCACAGCAGCCACCACCUUCACUGUGACACCCUCAGGACAGAUCACUACCUCUGGAGCACUAACCUUUGACCGAGCAUCCACUGUAGAGGCCACUGCUGUCAUCUCUGAGAGCCCGGCCCAAGGUGAUGUCUUUGCAGGAGCCACAGUGCAAGAGGCAGGUGUGCAGCCCCCCUGCAGGGUUGGCCACCCUGAACCGCACUACCCUGGUUAUCAGGACAGCUGCCAGAUUGCCCCGUUUCCAGAAGCUGCAUUGCCAACAUCACAUCCCAAAAUUGUCCUGACAUCCCUUCCUGCCCUGGCUGUGCCACCCUCCACCCCCACCAAAGCUGUCUCUCCCACCGUGGUCAGUGGGCUGGAGAUGUCAGAACAGCGGAGCUGGCUGUACCUGGAAGAGAUGGUCAACUCCUUGCUCAGCACAGCCCAGCAGCUGAAGACACUGUUCGAACAAGCCAAGCAGGCGAGCUCUUGCAGGGAGGCUGCUGUGACACAGGCGAGAAUGCAGGUUGAUGCAGAACGGAAAGAGCAGUCAUGUGUCAACUGUGGCCGGGAGGCCAUGAGUGAGUGUACCGGCUGCCACAAGGUUAACUACUGCUCCACAUUCUGCCAACGCAAGGACUGGAAAGACCAUCAGCAUAUCUGUGGCCAGUCAACAGCUGUCACUGUCCAGGCUGAUGAAGUCCAUGUUGAAGAAAGUGUAAUAGAAAAAGUUGCUGUUUGAGCCAGGCUGCUUCCUGCUCUACUGUGAAGCCAUCACAAGCUUAGGCCCUCUGAUGACUAUGGGGGUUUCUGAGAAGUGGGGCCAUGGGAAACUUGCCGGACAAGUUAUUAACAAAGAGACUAUGCCCUUGGAAAUGAACUCCUGUCAGAGACCAAGGAAUGCUGGGGUACUCUGCCACAGCCCAGGGCCCUUGACCUAUCACGGUGCUCUUUCACCCCUGGACCCAUGGGGGUGCCCUAUGCCACUUGUACAUAUCUGUUGUAUCUGUUAAUAAGGUUGUAAAUAAAGCCCCCAUCCCCUACCUGGACGGCACCCUGACAAA